UCCUGUACUUCCGACUGUACUUCCGGCUGUCCUGCGUGCGUCCUGUUGCAGACUCGAUAGCAUCUUGUGACUGUUGUUUUGAGAUAAAUAACCAUGUCUCUGGAGGUCGAAUCCGCAGACGUGAUCCGUCUGAUAAUGCAGUACCUCAAAGAAAACAAUCUGCACAGGACUCUGGUCACCCUGCAAGAGGAGACCACAGUGUCUCUGAACACAGUGGACAGUAUAGAGAGCUUUGUUGCAGACAUAAACAGCGGCCACUGGGAUACUGUCCUGCAAGCCAUCCAGUCCCUCAAGCUGCCAGAUAAGACCCUGAUUGACCUUUAUGAACAGGUGGUGCUGGAGCUGAUCGAGCUGAGAGAGCUUGGUGCAGCCCGUUCGCUCCUCAGGCAGACCGACCCCAUGAUCAUGCUGAAACAAACCCAGCCGGAGAGAUACAUUCACCUGGAGAACCUGCUGGCUCGCUCCUACUUCGAUCCCAGAGAGGCGUACCCGGACGGCAGCAGUAAGGAGAAGCGCCGUGCAGCCAUCGCUCAGGCGCUGGCUGGGGAGGUCAGCGUGGUGCCGCCCUCUCGUCUCAUGGCUCUGCUCGGACAGUCUCUGAAGUGGCAGCAGCAUCAAGGUCUUCUGCCUCCUGGAAUGACCAUCGAUUUGUUCAGGGGUAAAGCUGCCGUCAAAGAUGUGGAAGAAGAGCGUUUCCCCACGCAGCUCAGCAGACACAUCAAGUUUGGACAGAAAUCCCAUGUAGAGUGUUCCCGGUUCUCCCCUGAUGGUCAGUACCUGGUCACCGGCUCUGUGGACGGCUUCAUCGAGGUUUGGAACUUCACAACAGGCAAAAUCAGAAAGGAUCUUAAGUACCAGGCUCAGGAUAACUUCAUGAUGAUGGACGACGCAGUGUUGUGUAUGGGCUUCAGUCGGGACACAGAGAUGUUGGCCACCGGCGCCCAGGAUGGAAAGAUCAAGGUGUGGAAGAUCCAGAGCGGUCAGUGUCUGAGGAGGUUUGAACGCGCCCACAGUAAAGGAGUAACAUGUAUCAGUUUCUGUAAAGACAGCAGUCAGCUCCUCAGUGCCUCCUUCGACCAGACAAUCAGAAUCCACGGACUGAAGUCGGGUAAAACUCUGAAGGAGUUCCGCGGUCACUCCUCAUUCGUCAACGAGGCCACCUUCACUCCAGACGGUCACCACAUCAUCAGCGCUUCCUCUGACGGUACAGUGAAGAUGUGGAACGUGAAGACCACCGAGUGCAGCAGCACCUUCAAACCUCUGGGCACGUCGGCCGGCACGGACAUCACCGUCAACAACGUCAUCCUGCUGCCCAAGAACCCCGAGCACUUUGUAGUGUGUAAUCGCUCCAACACGGUGGUCAUCAUGAACAUGCAGGGACAGAUCGUGAGGAGUUUCAGCUCCGGUAAAAGGGAAGGAGGUGACUUUGUGUGCUGCACUCUGUCACCCCGCGGCGAGUGGAUCUACUGCGUGGGUGAAGACUUUGUGCUUUACUGCUUCAGCACCGUCACCGGCAAGCUGGAGAGAACGCUGACGGUCCAUGAGAAAGACGUGAUCGGCAUCGCCCACCACCCCCACCAGAACCUCAUCUCCACCUACAGCGAGGACGGUCUGCUGAAGCUCUGGAAGCCUUGAGGUGUUGAACUCAACACAGAGACCGGACGUUCUCACUCUGCAGCUGCUCUCACUCUGGACACUGCUCUGCCUGUUUUUGUUUUUUGUUUUGUAUUGUCUUUUAUACUUUUUACAGCUCUGGGUGAAUCACUCCCAGGUCUACAUGGACUGAAAGUUUUGGAUGUUGAUGACCUCAGUGACACAAAUCACUUUUACACAUUCAGAUGCAUGUUUCCAUUGGAAAAUGAACACGGGUGAUUUAAGGUUUUUUGUGCGUAUUUUUAUCUUUUAAGUCACACAGCUGAAUAUCAGCAGUUUGGGGGAUUUCAAGUGUUUGCACAGUAAAGCCUUAUUUUUCCUGAACUUGUGAGUCUGAGAAACUAUUUAUAGUUUGUCCAACAAAUAAAUAAUUGAACAUGUGUCUUACAAAACAACAAUUUGCUUUUAUUUUAAUGCUAUUCAUGAAUUUGUAAGAGUCGAUCAAGAGGUGGAUGUGAUUUAGGAAAAACCUCAAAUUCAAAAUGUGAACUACACAUAAAAUUAUUACAAACACUCAUCAAACCAUUCUAUCUUUUCAGUUGCCGUUAAAAUAAAUAAGGCUCUGCUGUUAUGAGCUUUACAUUCAAUAACUUUUUUUUUUUUUCUGAGGCUUCUGCUCAGAGUUGUCAGAUGUUCGGGGCAGCGAGUGUAGAUGCUAGACUCGACUCUUAUUUUGAAAAUUCCAUUCUUUUGUAAAUAUAUUUUUUAUUAGCAUUUUUGAUUUUUUUUCAAUGAAGACCUGGUUAAAUAGUGUUUGUUUUUGUGUUUAUUGAUGUCUCUUAUUUUUCUAGUCAUGGCAAGAAGUGAAGGUCACCAUCCCAAAAAGUUCCAUAUAAACGUGUAUAUAUAUAUAUAUAUGUACAGUUUGUUUCCUGAAAUUAUUCAGUUCUAACGAGGAUCGUCUUGUUGUCAAAAACAGCUACUUUGUCAGCAGAAGGUCUCAAGGUGACCUGUAACUUCAGGAGUAUCAAAUUAUACAUUCAGUUUAAUAAGUCAUUUUAUUGUCAGGCAUUUUUUUCCCCACAUUGAGUACAUGUAUGCAUCUGAAAUGAGACUUAAUGUUUCAAGGAUUGAAAAGUUGCUGGAUGUACAAAUUUCCCAUAAAUCUCUCAUCUGUGCCAUUAAAGUUAUUUAACCAGA
Thunnus maccoyii (southern bluefin tuna) is the source of this 2793-nucleotide messenger RNA. It is a transcript of the gene smu1a, whose product is annotated as SMU1 DNA replication regulator and spliceosomal factor a. Lineage: Eukaryota; Metazoa; Chordata; Actinopteri; Scombriformes; Scombridae. Gene Ontology annotation, molecular function: protein binding. Bases 94 to 1635 code for a protein of 513 amino acids. Gene Ontology annotation, cellular component: precatalytic spliceosome. The record is from RefSeq and is a predicted model, not a curated record. The transcript is spliced from 12 exons. Gene Ontology annotation, biological process: mRNA splicing, via spliceosome.